GUGUGUGUGUGUGUUAUCUGAGGAACAGCAGCUCUAAUCCGUGCUUUAACCACAGAGCAGGUGGUGCUGGUGAGAGACUGUUACUUGUGGCUCCAAACAAACAGUCGUCGAGGCCAAAGCUGUCUGCUGAAACACAGCAGGGUCAAGCAGCGAACAUUGUAACCUAGACUUGGCACACUUUAACAUCCGAGAUACGAGUUCUCACACAAAACGUCCAGCAGAAGAUCUGCGCAAGCCUUCUGAACUCUCGGAUUUGAGCCGACAGCAUCGAGAAGCCUUCCUCUAGCAUGCUCGCUUUCUGUCAAGUUGCUGAUCCCCUUCUGCGAAGUUCAAGAUGAACGGCUACGCUGCUCCUACGUACCCCAUGGGAAACUUCAGUAACUCCCAGCUGAAUGGUCACCAGUCUCAGUCACCGGAGCUCCCAGUACUUGACCCCAGCAAAUCCAGUGCGAAGGCAAUCUACGAGCAAAGAAAGAGCUACAGUAAAAACAGUCUGAACAGCAGCAUGACCGACACGUCGCAGUACCUCGUCGAGCACCUGACCACGUUCAUCAUGGACCGUAAGGACGCCAUGCUCACCAUCGAUGACGGCAUCCGGAAGCUGCGUUUGCUGGAUGCUAAAGGGAAGGUGUGGACGCAGGAGAUGCUGCUGCAGGUGGAUGACAAGGCAGUGAACCUCAUCGAUGCAGACAUAAAAAACGAGCUGGAACACUUCCCUCUGGGCACGGUGCAGCACUGCCAGGCCAUCAUGAACUCCUGCAACUACGACUCCAUCCUGGCUCUGGUGUGUAAGGAGUCAGGACAGGGCAAACCAGACCUGCACCUCUUCCAGUGUGAUGACAUCAAGGCAAAUUUGAUCCAAGCAGAUAUUGAGAGUGCCAUCAACGACCACAAGGGCGGGAAGGCCAAAAAGCGGCCAGAGGUUCUUAAAAUGAUCCGGAAGAGCGAUGGGACUAUUCCACCUCCUCCUGGUGGUCCCGCCCCCGUUCCUCCAGCAGCUGUCAAUCAGGGGGCUAUGAACAGCAGAGCGGCAGCUUGGCCACACACGGCCAGUGGACAUCAGAACUAUGAUACCCAAAGGCCAUACAGGGAACAGGAAGACUCUCCGGAGAUGACUGCAGUGCGAAUAGACAGAGACGUGCAAAUCCUGAACCACAUUCUGGAUGACAUCGAGCACUUUGUCACCAAACUUCAGAAAGCUGCGGAGGCUUUUAACGAACUUUCCAAGAGAAAGAAAUCAAAAAAGAGUAAAAAGAAGGGACCAGGAGAGGGAGUGCUGACGCUCCGAGCAAAGCCGCCAGGACAGGACGAGUUUGUUGACUGCUUUCAGAAGUUUAAACACGCCUUCAACUUGCUGGCAAUGCUGAAAACCCACAUUCAGAACCCAAGCGCUGAGGAUCUGGUUCAUUUCCUGUUUAAUCCACUCAAAAUGGUGGUUCAUACAUCAGGAGGUGUUGACCUGGCUAAAAGCGUAGUGGUUCCCCUCCUCACCAGAGAUGCUGUCGAGUUCCUACACUCUGCAGGAACUGCUGAAGAGCGCCACCUGUGGGUCACGCUGGGAGACGGCUGGACUAAAUGCAGACUGGAGUGGCCUAAGGAUCAUUACUUCCCUCCUCACACCCUGCGGUUCCGGGACGGCUGGGAGCCUCCGCUGCUGGUGAGCCGAGAGCAAGGCCUGACUCAGCUGGCUGAGAGCCUGGCUCAUGCUGACCUCCACAGACCAGAGCAGCAGUCCAACGUGCCGGAGUUCUCCUCUGCAGACGGUAACUCUGAUGCCUAUGGCAGGCCAAGAAGCCAAGAUGACCAGCCAAGAAGUUUUGCCAAAUCAAAGUAUGACUUUGUGGCCAGGAACAGCACAGAGCUGUCGGUGGUGAAGGAUGAGGUGGUGGAGGUUCUGGAUGACAGGAAACAGUGGUGGAAGGUGCGAAACGGAACUGGAGUUGCAGGAUACGUGCCAAACAACAUCCUUGAGAUCACCAAGGCUGUGGAUGUAAACGGACGGGGAGAGCCAAUUUACAGCCAUACCAUCCAGAAGCAGAAAACGGACUACGUGCCCAAACCCGGAACGUCAUCCAUCCCUCCAGCUCCCACUCCCCUUCCUCCAGCUCCUGCGCUUCCCACUUACUCCCUGCCUCCCAGCGCACCUGCUCCCGUAGAGCAUCAUGGGAACUCGCCGUCCAACGUCAGCCGCCAGAGCAGCAGCACCUCCAGUGACAACGGCAGCAUCACUAUGAGAGAGCAGAAAGAACACAGCGUGACACCGGCUAAUCCAGGCCGCAAGUCCAACAUGGAGGAGGUCCAGGACGAGCUGGUGCACAGGCUCACCCUCGGCCGCAGCGCUCAGAAGAAGUUCCAGGCUCCACCACGCGGCUCCACUCUGCCCACUGCCAACAUCAGCUACGACUCCACACCAGAGGCGGUCAAAUCCUGGCUGGAGGUUAAAGGCUUCAGCGCUGUGACUGUGAACAGUCUGGGUGUGUUGACUGGAGCUCAACUCUUCUCCCUCAACAAAGACGAGCUGAAGACCGUGUGUCCUGAUGAAGGCGCUCGAGUCUACAGCCAGGUCACCGUACAGAAGGCUGCCCUCGAGAGGAGCACGGGCUCUGAGCUUCAUGAGAUCAUGAGAAGGAGGCAGGAGAAACUAGCAGCAACAACAGCCAGCGACUCAGGAGUCGAGUCCUUUGAUGAGGGGAGCAGCCACUGAACCCCUCGCUCCUCCUCCUCCUCCUUCUCCACCUCCACCUUCUCCUCCUAUCUUGCACUUUUUCAUCCUUUUCACAUUGUCGUUUUUCAGGACGCGGUGGAGUUCGCAGCCAUCAUGCGCCGUCGUCAGGAGCUCCUGGACCCCCCUGACCACGGAACCGGCUCGGACGUAGAUUAAAGCGACGGCGCAGGUUCAGACUCACCGUGUAUGACAGAAGAAAGACGUAGGAUUCGUAACACACUCGCUACGUAGACCAAAAUAAAAGUAACCCAGUGAAGAUGAUUUGUAGAUUUAAUAUACAUAAAACAAGACUGAAGAUCAUGUAGUUUGUUUGUAGAGCUGCCAAGUUAAGCAUUCAAUUAAAAAAAGUCUUAAUGUUAUAAAUAUUUCAUAUAAAUCAAAUUAUUAUUUAAAAAUAGAAGAAUUUAAAUGCAAAUCAUCGUGUAGUUCUGCUGUAAUUAGCUCGAAAGGAAAGACAUUACAGGACGUGUGAAAGCGAACAGGACGUACAUGUUGUCUAGCUGAGACUGAAGGACACGCUCGGGAGGACGAGGAAGGAUUUCUGAUGGACUUUGAUACAGACGUGGACUUUUUUAAAAAAUUAAACAAAAUCAGAUUUAGACCUCCAUGUGUAAGUAAACGUUUGUAUAGUGGGCUGUUAGCUUGGAAAGUAAAGCCCACACACACACACACACACACACACACACACGAUGGAAUCGAUACAGAAAUAGUCAUGUGCAAUGCGACUGGGGAAAGUGAAAGGUGUACAUUUACGUUUGCUGGAAAAAAGAGGAUAUUUAUGUGUUUGAUAAUUUUCUAUUUAAGCCUAAUGCCAAAUGAGGAACUUUAUUAUACGCCACAUUAAAACAUAACGUUUCUGUCCUUCUGCCGUGUCCCGUCUCAUAUCACUGUUAGAUACGUUUUCAGGGAUAUGUUUUUGUACUAGAAUCUUCAACGCUGGCUGUUUAAGGUUAAGUUUAACACACAUGCAUGCAGAAUCAUUUCUGUUUUAAAAACACUUUUGGAUACAGUGACAAUAUUUGGACAGAAUGAUUUUGUACUCUUUUUUUUUUUGGCAGUACAACCAUGAUGUUUGAUUUGAAAUGUUUGCUAUCACAUUCAUUCUGUUUGGAUUUGCUGGAUUAAACAAUUCUCCGAACACAGACGGUCAGAAGGAUACUAGAGUAAGAUUCAGUUUAUGGUACAAAGCUUGUGUUUUUCUGACAUCUUGGUGACUGAAGUGCCAUGAUCCUAUAGGAAGACGUUAAGGAGCAGUAAACGAACAGCGGAAGGAUCUUUCGUUAGCUCUGUUGUUUGUGAGUCACACACACUUCCUCAACACAGCUCCUGCUUUUCAGCUUUACGCUGCAAUCGUUUCACGGAUGAAGGCUGGACAUUUUUUUUUUUUUAUUUUUUUUACGAUUAAUAACUAGCACUUAAAUGGAAGGAUCUUCGGUAUGAAGAAAUAAAGUGGUAAAGAGCUACAGAAUAAAGAAAUCGAUAUGAGAUCUA
Messenger RNA from Tachysurus vachellii, 4216 nucleotides. It is a transcript of the gene eps8a, whose product is annotated as epidermal growth factor receptor pathway substrate 8a. Gene Ontology annotation, biological process: regulation of Rho protein signal transduction; Rho protein signal transduction; positive regulation of ruffle assembly. Gene Ontology annotation, cellular component: ruffle membrane; plasma membrane; vesicle. Bases 335 to 2704 code for a protein of 789 amino acids. The transcript is spliced from 21 exons. Gene Ontology annotation, molecular function: actin binding. Lineage: Eukaryota; Metazoa; Chordata; Actinopteri; Siluriformes; Bagridae. The record is from RefSeq and is a predicted model, not a curated record.